GGACGCGAAUGUGUGCUCCGGUUUCAACCUGGUUGACCGUUCCGGCGACCGGAACCAAUGGUCACUCAAGGCCACCGAACCUCACAGCUGCCUUAUCUACCAGUGCUGAUAAGAGGCUGUUUGUUUGUUCCUAUACUCUAGUCGAACGGUCAAACUAUAUGUAAGGACGAAGAAAUUGCCUCCUGUAACGAAAGUUCCUCAAUCUAGGCCAAGAUAUGUUUGUAGAAUAAGUGCAUCCAACAGAAAGUUCCUAGCAGUAAAGUAAAGCACAAAAAAAUAAGUGAGAAGUGAAAGUUUUCCUUUCCCCUUCGAGUUGCGUUUAAGAAAUUUAUUCAAGGCACCAAGUUUUGUGAUAGCAGGAUAAAAAAGAGAAAAAAAAGUUAUUUGCCCCUGAAUUGCGUCCGCUUGCGUAGCAAAGUGAUAGCGUCUACCUGGGAAAUCAAAAGAAGAAAGUGAAAAUCUAAUUACGCCUCUCGAUGCAUGAAUGAGCCGGUGCGCGGAAAGCGAAGGAGUGCAGAAGAAAACACAGAAAAGGCUUACCAUUCACCCAACAAGUGAAAGUUUGUUGGAAAGUUAGCUUAGAAACUUUGCCGUUCACCCGUUGGAGCCAGGAACAUCUGUUCCGGAGCAAGUUUAACCCACCAUUUGGAUUACCACGUAGCGAAACCGGCAUAUGAUGACGUCUAAUAUCCGAAUAAAGGAGGACCUGUACUUGAAACCACAGCAAGAGGAUCGAAUGGGAGCCGAGUCUCACAGCGACUCUGGGACAAUGUCCCAGAAGGCCCCCUUUCUCUUCCCGGCCCAAUUCUACAAGAACCUUUUCGCAGCUUCGGCUUCGUUGCUGCAGAAACCUCCGAACAGUAGUUCCUCCAGUGCCAUACACUCCCCAACCUCCGCCGAUGACGAAAAGGCAGAAGAUUUGUCCACUCCGGGACCACCACCAUUCCAUUCUUCCUCCACCACGUCCUCGUCUGCAGUGAUGGCAACGGUGGCACACUUUCCUCGCAAUCUACUUUUUUCCUCGUCACUCUCGUGUAAUCCGGUCGGUAGCAGCAGCGGCCAAUCUCAUCCACCCCUUUCGGGCUCAUCGGAAGCGACGGAACACGACGACGUGAAGGAUGUAGUCACACGAGAGAAAACACCAUCGUCCUUCCCCUGGCUGACGGAACCUACCAACAAUAACGACUACUCGAAAGCCAACAACAACCACCACCACCUCCACCAUCACCACGGCCAUCAUCACCACCAUCAUCACCAUCCGAGCACCUGUCGCCAUCCGGAGGACUCCAAAUCUUCGCUGAACUGCGGUUCUCCCCGGACGAUUCCGGGAACUGCGAACCACCACCACAACCAGCCCAGUGGCCAUCAUCCAGCAGCGGAGGGAGCAACUCCCGACACCGGCAGCACCACGGCGACCGCGGCGAUACCCAACUUCAACCAGAUGCCCGUGCCGGGCUCGGUCCAGGGCCAGAAUCCCACCCAGGGACUGGUGCACUGGAUGAGCGCGGUGAUGGCGGAACACAUGACGUCCAACUCGCACCACGAUCCGUCCGGUGUUGGAAUGCACUACAUGUGGAACGGACCGAUGGAGCAAUGUGGACAGCACACCAAAGACAUGGACUCGUACAGCGGAUGGCCAGCACCGAGAAACCACAUGUCCAUGAAGCAAGGAUACGAGGCAAAAAUGAACGCCGUAGACCAUCACCAUCACAACAAUCUACAAAAAGGACACAUGCUUGACGACGGCCGACUGCUGGAUCACCACGGAAUGCAAUCAGCGGCCCAGAUGAGUCAACUAUACGGAGCUCGUGGUGCAUCGAGUAACAGCUCGCCCGGAGGUCCGCAUGUGCACCCGAAUUCAGCCGCCCUGCUGGUGGUGCCGCAGCCCAUCAAUGCCUCCAAGAUCGGGGCAGCACUACCCAACGGAACCGGCCGGAAGUAUCAGUGCAAAAUGUGUCCCCAGAUUUUUACUUCGAAAGCGGAUCUCCAGCUGCACACGCAGAUUCACAUGCGCGAGGCAAAACCCUACAAAUGUUCGCAAUGCAAUAAGGCUUUCGCCAAUUCGAGCUAUCUAUCGCAGCACACCCGGAUACAUCUAGGAAUAAAGCCGUACCGAUGCGAGAUCUGUCAGCGUAAAUUUACCCAGCUGUCCCACCUACAGCAACACAUUCGGACACAUACCGGCGACAAACCGUACAAAUGUCGACAUGGGGGCUGCAUGAAGGCCUUCUCCCAGCUAUCUAAUCUGCAAUCACACUCCCGCUGCCACCAGACAGACAAACCGUUCAAGUGUAACUCCUGUUAUAAAUGUUUCUCGGAUGAACCCUCCCUACUGGAACACAUUCCGAAGCACAAGGAAUCGAAACAUCUGAAAACGCACAUCUGCCAGUACUGCGGCAAGUCUUACACCCAGGAGACGUAUCUCUCCAAGCACAUGCAGAAACACGCGGAACGAACCGACAAACGACCACCCAUCGGAACACGUAGCAGUAGUAGUUCGUUGAAUCUGAACACAACGUCCAGUAUUCCACCGGUCAUGACGGGGAGCGAGAAUCCUUACUGGCCCAAGGUAAGUCCUGAUUCUGCGGCCACCAUGACGGAUGUGAUGCAGCAGCAGCAACAACAGCAGGCACCACAACAACCCCAACAGCAACAGCAGCCCCAGAGUCACCAUGAUUUCAGCCUAAAUCAGCAGGGCAACACCAAUCAAACCCCGAACGGACACAAUCCUGGCGGCGAUCUGCAUCACCAUCGCGAUGAAAACGUCGAAGAUUUGGUAGUUAGUGGCGGCAGACCGAACCCUUCCAACAUGAACGGCAAUCUCUCACUCCCACCGUCAUCGACGCCAAUGUCCGCCGGCAGCUACGACACCAGCAGCAUAGCGAAAGCGACCUCCAAUUCGGCCUUCACACCGAUCAACGCAAUGCCACCGCACCUGAACAGCCUGCAGCAUCACCACCAGCUAGCCCAGCGGCCGUAUCUGUACGAUGCGAUCAGUUUCCAGAAUCAGAAAUCGAUCAACCAAAGUCCGUCGAAUGCGUUCCCAAAUCAGCUGAUUUCGUUGCAUCAGAUCAGAAACUAUGCCCACCAGCCGGGUGGGGGUUUGAUGGCUGGGGAGCACCUGCUGGGGGUGACCGUCGGUGCGGGUGGGAAGGACAAGGGUUAAGGUUUUAGGAGGUAGCUAGAGGAGCUGGGAGAUGCGGGCUGACCGUUGAUGUUGCGUGGAUUGGAUCGCUCGAGGGGGACGUUUCUGGACUCACCGAAACUGUCAAAAUUAUCAACCAGAAAUACUACCGGUAUACGCAUAAUUGUUAAAUGUUCAUUGGGAUUCCCUAUAGACAUGGAACAAUUAUGCGUAGAACGGUAAAAUGGGUACUCACUUUCUUUUUGCCAUUGACUGAUAUUUCUUCAAUUUGACAUAAUUCUGACAUUGUAAAAGUGAUCCCAAUCGUUUGUGCGGAUACGUUGGGAAUGUACCCAAUUUCGUGAAUAACUUGUCACGAAAUCUGGAAUAAUCGCGUAUUUACGUUACGAGCAGAAGUGGUUCCUCCUGGUAAGACCUGAUAAUGAGCUUCGUUGUAUGCUUUAGACACUUUCCAUGCAUCUGGUUUGGGCGCUCAUAGAACUCAUCUUUAGCAAUGUCGGGUUUGACGUUUUGUGGCGCCGAGGCGUUGAUAACGCUACAGUUGAAGAAUUUGCUCUUAAUCCUCAACACGUAGAUCCGUUGACAUCUGAUGACACGCCACUGCUCACCUAUCACUACAAAACUCGCUUCAUGUUCAUGAUCUGUCUUCUCGCGGUAACAGUAGUAAAUUUGGUAAUUUCUGUCAAAAAUUGGCAUAUAUUUUGCCGAUUAUUUCAUCCAUUAUCUACAAUUUCAUUCAGAUAUGCCGAACAAGUUUGUCGAAGGGGCCCUUUAAAUAGCGAAAUUGAAUAGAUGAACACACCGUUGAUUUCAACUUUAGGAGUAGGUCUGUAGACGCGAUAUCCUUUCGUAAAGGCUUACCACAAGAAACAGCAUUUCACAAUUCUCAGCUUAUCAGGGCUAACUUUCAAGAUAUCUGCCAUGGCUGAAUAUUUCUGUCCUUUCGAAAUAUCUAUAAUACUUAGCGGUUUGUCUUUGAUCUGAAAUAAGAUCAGAUAUUGUCCGACCGAGUUCGUUGUAUAUGAUUUUAAACGGGAAGUCUGAGUUUUUGAUGAGGCAUCUUGUUCAACGUCCAUUUUAUCACCAGCUGGAUUUUAUCAGAAGAAUUUAUUUAUGUACGGGCUUCGAGUCCGGCGCAAAGUGGAAACGUAAAGAAUACGUAGGAAGAGACAAAAACUAUAGGGAGGUAUAAAAAAACUAAAGACGUGUUAGAGGAUAAUAAAGCAAAAAUGUUGUACCUAUCUUCAGUUGAUAUAUGGCGGGAAGAUACCGAUUUUCUUAGCAAUCACCACGAAGCAUGUGAAAAAACCUAUAUGAGCAUCAGAUCUUAAAAGCAGUUUUACUCGCAUGUGCCAAAAGAUGGGUAGGUAAUGACUGGUACAUAACAGGAAUGUCGAUUGGUAAUUCAAUUCUAAUAAUAUGCUAAUAAUUGCGGAACUUUCUAACUUGUGUAAAACUUUUUUCGUACUGGACCGGAAUGAACCAAAUUUUGCCCAGUUUCUCUUUAGAGUGUAUUUUUUAAAUUUGCUAAUUUUUUCGGUUGUCAGUAAGAAUUUGGUCGAGGCGAAAGAAAAUCAACAAUCCAUAGCAUAGACCAGGCAUGCAAAAGAACGGUGCUACUCCGUGUCUUAUUCCUGUGCACUGGCUCAUAAUGUGUCAGAGCCAAAUUCAUUAAGCUAGUGCUUGUGCUGGUUUCCGAUGAGCUAGAGUUAACAAGUAGCACGAGCACCGAUGAGCGAGAGCUCUCGCUAGCACGGUGAUAGCUAGCACGCUGCACGGAGCUAUAGCUCAGCUAUAGCAAAGUAGAAUUAAAAAACAACGCGUUAGUGUGAGUAAUGAUGCCUGCAUCGUUUUUUCAGCAACCUGUCGCACAUUUGCCAACGCAUGUUUCUUGCUUUGUCCUAUUCUAUCGUUCCAUAGCUUACACUACUGCACCGUGCUAGCUCAUCGGACAAUUUUACCGUGCCAGCUCAUUGAGUUAUCUCGUGCUAGCUCACUGAGCUAGCUCAACGAGCUUUCUCGUGCCAGCUUACCGAGCUAGCUCAUGGUGCUAACUCGGGCUAGCUCUUCGAAUCCUACAGCUCGAGCACGAAGCUUACCUAGCACGAACGGUGUUAGUGCAUAUUGCUUUUGGUUCGUUCAAAGCGGCCGCUCAGCUCGUGUUAGGCUCUCGUGCUGUGCUUCAUGCAUCCCUGCCAUAGACGACGCCGGUGGUUGACUGGUAUUCGUAACCGUCACUCAUCCCAGUGGGUCUGGGUUCAAUCCCAGAUUAGCCUUUUUUUUUCAAAUUAUUUAACUAAUUGUUAACCAGCUUUAAGAAAGGAUUUGGGGUUAUGAGUGGCAAAGCAAUACUUUUGACGAAAAAUAUGAAACGUAAAUAUCUAGCGUCCAUACAAACGAUAUCCUUGAAAAAAUUAAAAAUCUUUUUAUCUUCUAUCUUUUAUUUUUAUUUUAUUGUAAUGUUUUCAAAAUGCAUAAAAUGCUAAAAAAAAUGUCUAAUAGAAGUUUUGGAAAUCAAUUCAUUUUAAAAAUUAAUGUUUUGGGAAAAUUUCAUAUUUCUUGAAUAAAAGCUUUUCUUGAGACUGAAUAAAAGCUUGACUGAGGCUGAGCUUUUCCUAGUGAGAUGGACUAGUAAGCAGAACAAAUCAUUUCCAGAGGUUUGGAGCUCAUACCAAACCGCCAUGAAGAUUUUUUUUAAUUGAAGCAGAGCUUCACAUUUUAAAAUUAAAGUUUGCAUGAAAUUUAAUACAAAUUUUCUGGUAAAUAUGGGAAUACAACUUUAAAAACAAAUCUGUUGCGUUACAUAUACAAUACCCAAGUAGGCCAGAGUACAAUCCGUGCAAUGCUUCCACCUACAGGGUCUGGCACUCAAAGUGUAACAUAUUAAAAAGACCAUAAAUUAGGCUUGGAAAUUUUUUUUGAAUCUAAAGAUUUAUUUGAAACGGCUUAAUGCGUUAGCACAACUGAUCCGUGGGUCUUUCAUUUUUUUUUUACGAUAAGUAAAAAUAAAAAAAAAAUGCUAAGAAUGUCGUCCUUCCAGACCUUGUUGACGCAGUUUGCUGCUGCGUGUUGAGAUCCUUUUUCUUGGCGGUGAAGCCGCUUGGGGGUCAUUCAGUCUGCCUUCUCUCGCGUUAUCGUUCCCGUCCAUGUCAUCAUCGGUACUGCUUUCUUGCUGUUCACGAUCAGAGGUUCUUAUUUGUUUCUUGUUCUUAUGUGUCGCUGUUGUAAAUCCGUCUUCAUCGGUAUUUUCUUCUAGUUGUUGGUUUGGGAGAGGUUGUCGUGGUCGUAGUACCUGCAUUAUUGGAUAAUUGGAUCGUUGUUUUUGGUUUAUCUGAAGGUGUCGGUGGCUGCUUGUUAGAGUUGGCUGUAGUAGAUGAGUUUUGACUAGUUGCUUCGGCGCAUGUUUUUCCGUAGUGGGCUGUAUGGUUACAGAAUUGGCAUGUUGGGAUCUGCCCGGGAUAUGCGAUUAGCGUUGUUUGCUUAUAGGUCAUGCCUUCCUUCGGUGAUUUGCAUUCGAUAGUCAUGUAAGAAGGUAUUGGUUUAGUCACUCGCAUCCUCACAAUACGAACGCAGUUGGAAAUGCCGGUGAAAAAAAUUCUCCAGGUGUCAUUCGUAAUACUUCCCCAUAUUGCGACAUGAUUUGUUUGAUGUAAUCUUUCUUAGUGCGCGGGGCCAAAUAUGGAUACGUACGUCCACCAUGUCGUUUUCCAUAUGCACCGGGAUCUUGAUUCUGGUGUUAUUAAACUCGACUUCGUUUUGCAUGUUGUUCUUUUCAAUGAAGUUUUCUGCCUGUGCUAAACUUUUAAACGUGAUCAAAACACAGUUUUUAACGUGAUGUAGCUGAAUGUACGUAACUUCAACGAGAUUAAGCUCCAUUUUAACUUUAACUAAUUGCUCCAGUUCCUGAACACGAGUUUUAUUAAAGUUGAUCGAAAUCGUGUUAUCUCGUAGCACGGGCACUUUUGUUUCAUUUGGCAAACUCAUUUCACUCCGCAGCCGGGGGUAACAAUACAAUAUUGUUUGUGCACUAAUAUGAUAUGGACUGCUUGUACGAUAGGCACCGAUCGGCUUGUAGGUAGAAUUGACGGUUUCACUUGUGCGGCACGAUUUUUAGCUUCUGCUCAGGGCGAGAUGUGAAGACAAACUGAGGUUUGGAAAAUAUGUUUUAUUUGCUGCAAAGUACAGAAUGUGUAAAAAUAUUCAAAAAAUCAGAAUCAAUUCACUUUUGCAUGAUAUGACCACCUCUUACUCUAACUAUGGCUUUGAGGCGGCCAAAAAAGCUAUCCGAAUGUGAGUUGCCUGCAUUUUGGCCCACUCACGAAAAAUGGCUUCCUUAAGCGUCUCGAUGUUGGUAUUUGUAUUUUUUACUUCGGACUUUGCUCUCCAAAAUGGCCCAGAGAGAAUCCUUAGAAUUCGCACCUGAUGAAUUCGAUAGUCAUUCGGCCCUAUUCUGCGCGGCGUGUGACGUGAGACGAAUAAUCUCACCUCACUCUACGUGACUUUUCUCACCCAAUUCUGAAGAGUCACUUCGGGUGACGUGAGACGCCCAUUUAAUCGCAAUGGGGAAUCUCACCUCACCCGAGUCGACUCACAGAAUCGGGUGAGAAAAGUCACAUAAAGUGAGGUGAGUUUAGUCGUCUCACGUCACACGCCGCGCAGAAUAAGGCCGAUUGUGGGGCCGUAACGAAGUUCGGAACAUUGGUUUUCAGCCAUUCUUGGUUCACUCGCGCCAGGGGCGGCGAAUCACUUUACGCCCGAGUGGGUAGAAAGGGGUCCAUUAGUAGUGAUUUUUUCCCUUUUCGCAAUGCACACGCUUACAUUACAUUCACAUUAAGUCACGUUCGUUUAUGCAAAUUUAAUUGUGGUACAUCGAUGUUUUCAAAUGAGUGUAGUGCGAGAUACAUGCGUUGCACAUCUAAAUUUUUUUAAAUGGUUCAAAAUUUCGAGUGGGUAAUUACCCACUCGGUUAUUUUCGGUUAUUAUUUUAGUACUACCCAUACUACCCACGCUUUCCGCCGGCCCUGACUAGCGCUUUGUGAGGUGGUACCAAGACUUGUUGAAACGUCCAUGGUCUGCGAUCGAAAUGUUUGUCUGCCGACGACUUCAAAUCAGGCUCCAGGACUCUUUCCCGAUAAUUAGCCUGCAUUACGACGGAUCACUUUCUCGAACGAAUGUGAUUUGCAUUCUCAAUAAUGACAACAAAAUCAAACGGGGGCCUACUUCGAUCGCACCCAGGGAUGCCAACGGUACUGGUAAACUACAUUUUUUCGGUAUAUUUACAUUUGCACAAGCCGUACAGUCCGCUACAGUGAUGCAUCACUACAGCUCUUGCCAGAACGGUAGCCAAACCGAGUACAUUUUCCCGUACAAAAGUAGAAUACAUUUUUGUUUUUCUGCUGUACUCCGACUGCUCGGUGAGAGUGUGGCGUAGUAAAGUUUGUUCUCUCGCUUGGUACACUUUUCUCUGCACAGUGAAAAGGAGAGGCCCGCACACGAAAGCGUUGAUUCCGGUCGUGGCGUAAACGAACCGCAUUCAUUGUCGUCGUUUGUAAUUAAAAAUAUUGAAUAGACUAAAAAUAUUAAAAAGAGUAAAAUAAGGAAAGAGAAACUGUACCGCUCGCGUCUGCUGGCUGUACUGGGGGCAGUAUUUUUUGUCAUGUUACUACUUUGCUUACAGACUGCCGUACAGCGCUGGGCGUCCUGCACUAGCGAACGACAGCAGCAUCGAAAGAGAAAUUAGAAUGUAGGCAGAAAAAUUACAGCCGCAGAAAAGGUAGGCAUUUUGCAUCCUUGAUCGCACCACAUUCGUUCGAAAAUAUGAUCCAUCGCAAUGCAGAAUAGGGCUGAAUAUGUCGCAUUUACUUUGACGCUAGGCUCGAUGAAUACGAUUGAAGAGCGACCAUCUCCGGUUGCACUGGGCCAAACCAUUAUUUGUGGCGGGUGCUGUCUCCUGGUGGCCAACUGUCGGCUCAAAUUCUCGUAUGAACGAACGUCGUUCUGAGAAUUUAGGAAUGGUUCAAUUUGAAAAAAAAAAAAAUUGGCAGAAAACACGAUGUUCGGAACAUGACUGGUAUCGGCCAAGCGAUGCAACUCGUUCGUUUUCUCAAGUCUAACCUGUAGCUGAUUCGGUGUGAGAGCGUGGGUCUUUUGGAACUUUUAAUGCUUGACCUUGAGCUCAUUUUCUAAUGUGCGUCGGACGCUACAGUCGGAUAUUUUCAGUUCUUUAGCUAUUUGAUUGGCACUUCGUCGUGGAUUUCGCUCAAGUCGCUUCUUCACUGUUUAAAUCAUCUCACUUGACGUUGCAGUUAUGGUGCGACAAACUAAAACUUUAUUUCACAUUAAGAUUCGCAAACACUUGGUAGUUAUAAUUUUCCAGCAAAAUAUAAAGCAUUCACACUAUUACGUUUGAAUUUCAACGUUUAUAUAUUUCUUUUCAUUCACUUAUGUCAAAAUGCUUUUAUACGCUUAUAAACAAUACCUCGAAAUGUCAUUUAGUCAAUUUAUAGAAGCUGAUGCCAGUGCAACAGUGGUGUAUAGUGAUGCGCGUCAGUGCAGGAGAGGCGUACCCAAUGCGCUGUGAACCCAGUUGGGCUGGCAUUGGUUGCAUGAUAACGGGACUGAUAUUUUGGUGAUAGGUGCGAGUUAACCCAAGUAACCAUAAGCAUUAAGCCAUUGCACUAUAUUGGCUAUAUAUUUGAACUAAUGUUGCAUUGAAACUCCAUUAUAGCAUUAACAAUGCAAUGAAGUUCUAUAUUAGCAACAAUAAUACAUAACUGCACAGCCGACAUAUAGCAUUAUCGCUUGCUUUAUAUGCGUAUAUAAAGCUGAUAUAACGCGUACAUGCUUCAAGGAUCUUUAAAGCAUGUAAGCUUUACAAGUGCAUUUAGUGCCAUUAUAGAGCAAAUAAAAAGCCGAUAUAAUGCUAUUGUAAUGCUGUAGGUUUAUUUGUUAUGCAACUCUUCUUGAAGAUUAUAUUCGGCAUAUUUCAUUUCUAUCGAACAUGUGCAAUAUAAUCUAGGGAGCAAACGCAGCGCACUUACCGUGAAGGACGAGGCAAGGUACCUCAGUUCGAGACUGACUAAAGGUAAUUUUCGUAAAACAUUCAUAUUAUGUGAGAACGAAAAGCCAUUUAGGAUAUUCAUUACAAUGCAUUCGAAGAGAGACAAUUGCGGUUUUAAACAGAACAUCUUAUUUUAAAAAUUUUCCUUUUUCCUCAUCAUACCGAAAGGAAACAUAAGAAAUGGUUUCAAAACCAUGGCGGACAAUGACAGCCAACUAAAACUUUUUAAUAGUAUUAGUAUUGCCAAUAUAAGGCUUUCAAAAUUGACAUUUGUACGCUGGUGCAAUAUAAUAUCAUGAGUACUGCAGAAACGAGCUGUCAAUCUCUGCACAGUAAUAGCACCAUAUUUCGCCUUUUCUGGCAUAAUAUCAGCAUUAUAUCAGUAUUUAGGGCUUCACGGAUCUUAAAGAUAGUUUUAUAUGUGGAUCUAAAGCAGAUAUUAGGCUACGUUAUAAUGCUUAUUGGUUACUUGGGAAUAGGGUCAUUCAAAUGCUGAUUAAUGACUUUUUCGUCAUAUGUGGUAUCACUUAUAAUUUGAGAAUGGACUGUUUAAAAUAUAUUCUGUAAUAUUACAGUGAAAACCCGUUUGUCAACCAAAAAUACACCAAAGGGGCUGAUAAAAAUGCGGCUUCGGUGUACAAGGACUGUGGGGUCCAAGUACUAUAUACCGCAAGAACAUUGCCAGCCUGGGAUAAAUACCUAAGUAGGUUAUAAUCCAAUUCGCGCUAUGUUCCUAUUAUGUUCAGCAUCCCCUAUUACCAUGCUAACAAGGAAAGUGUGCACGCCAGCUGCACUAUCAGCCCCAUCGGGGGUACAUCGACAGAUAUUUGGAUUUUACCCUUGUGCGGAUCUUCGCGCUUGUGUAGAUCGUUUUCGGCGAGAGUGACAACAUUGUUGUCGGCGUUUGUCGAUCGCUCUCGCCGUAGAGACUGAACGGGAUGGGUAUUGGUAUUUUGCUCUGUGUGUUUCACCGCGCAUGUUGCUCGCAAUCGCCGCCGAGAUGUGGUGUAUGGUGUUGCCGUCGGUGCUCGUUGGUCCACCCGAGAUACGUCUGCGAACCCAAUUGCAUGAUGUAUUUUGGUAGUAGGUAAAGGCUACUAGGGUAAUUCGAAUGUCGAAUACUUUUCUAGCAAAACACAUAACAUCCAAAGUGGCCCAUCAAAAUCAAUUCUUUUCAGUAGCAGUUCGUAUAAGGUCAUAGAAAUAGUGACUACAUACUCACCUCUCAAGCCAGAAACGUUAUACCGCUAUACCUCUCCUUACAAAAAAGCAGAUACAUUAUUUUGAAGACCUCAAAAUAGUGCGGUGGCGCAACUCUUUAUACCAGCGAUAUUCAAUCGGGGAUCCGUGGACCCCUAUGGAGCCGCGUUGUUGGGGGUCCGCCAAUACUAAUAUCUUUUACGGAUGGAUAUUGGAAUUUCAAGCACUUUUUCGCCACAGACUGAACAUAAUGUGUUGAUAGUAUAUCUACUCGAUUCUAAAAAGUGAUAGUCUGCAACAACCGAGGGUAAUUUCGAAGGGGUCCUUGGUAUAUAAAGGGAUGAGAGCCACUGCUUUAGCUUACGUCCCAUUUUUUUUUUUUUCAAAAAAUUCUGCACAAUAGUUUUUAGGGGCCUCAAACCACCAAUAAUGUUUGGGUUUGUUCUGCUCUCCAGUACUGGAAAAAAUCGAUGGUUAAAAAGUUUUCAAAGCCUCAAGAAAAACUUUGAUUUAUAAAAAGGUCCCCAAAGUUUGCUUUUCCAAAACAUUCAAUUUUCUUUCAAUACCUUCAUACUAUGUUGCGUUUCGGCUUCGCCUCAUCAGAAACCGACACUAACACAUUGUCGGAAUAGAUUAGCGCCGGCUUGACGCAAAUCCCUUAAAACUAAAACACACUAUGUGUUUCAAUCAAACGACUGAUCAAACGUGAUGUCCCGUUCGAGCAGAAGUUCUGUUUAUGCCGAUGAGACACAAGGGAAGCCGAAACUUGUCUUGGCUUAGCAGGCCUAUGCGAAAGCACUAUGCUAUAUUUCACCCUAAGGAGGAAAAUUUGGUAAAAACCAAAAUUUCUCACUAGGGUGAAAAUUUGUUGGUAAAAACCAGUCUUUGUACAGGAGGGCACA
Molecule: messenger RNA, 12307 nt
Organism: Topomyia yanbarensis
Lineage: Eukaryota; Metazoa; Arthropoda; Insecta; Diptera; Culicidae
Product: zinc finger protein rotund-like
Biological process (GO): regulation of transcription by RNA polymerase II
Molecular function (GO): DNA-binding transcription factor activity; RNA polymerase II cis-regulatory region sequence-specific DNA binding
Source: RefSeq, a predicted model, not a curated record